Molecule: messenger RNA, 818 nt
Organism: Paraphaeosphaeria sporulosa
Lineage: Eukaryota; Fungi; Ascomycota; Dothideomycetes; Pleosporales; Didymosphaeriaceae
Product: including n-acetylases of ribosomal protein
Exons: 1
Coding region: 174-803 (209 amino acids)
Molecular function (GO): acyltransferase activity, transferring groups other than amino-acyl groups
Source: RefSeq, a predicted model, not a curated record
AUGUAAUGUACAAACCCAAAUCCUCCGAGGACUAUAUGAUAUCGCGUGACUCAACAAACGUUAUGAAAUCACCACGCUAUCACUCAAUUGCUCUCUAGCACUUAUGAGCCCUUGAAAAUCGUCUUAUCAACAGACCAGUCCAACACAACAACGAGCAACCAACCUCCCUCAAUAUGACAGAUCCGAACUUCCACAUUACCACCCCGCGUUUGUACCUGUCCUACUUCCAGCCUUCCAUUCCCACCCACUGUGACUUCCUCGUCACCCUCUACAACACACCUUCCUUCAUCGCCUCCUCCGGUGCCACCUCUAUCACCACCCGCAGCGCAGCCGAGAAAUGCCUUUCUGGUCGCUUCCGCGAUGAGCACGCCCGCAACGGCUACGGCACCUAUCUGGUCAGCCUCCGGCCACCGUCCACGCUGAACGAGCCCGAGGACGAGACCACGCCGUUUCCUGAACGCCUAUCCGCGUGUAAGCACAUUGGCACUGUUUCGCUCAUGCGUGGGUCAUCACCGACUGCGUAUUCUGCUCCGGAUCUAGGCUUUGCGAUAUUGCCUGAGGAGAACCGCAAGGGGUAUGCUCGAGAGGCUUCCGCUGGGUUGCUGGCGUGGGCAGAGAAGGAGAGGGGCGUAUAUGACGUGCUAGGGCUGCAUGAUCCGUCGAACGAAGGUUCUAAGGGUGUAUUCAGGAGCUUGGGGUUCGAGAAUCGAGGGAUCCAUACUUUGAAAGAGUUUGGAGGCGUGCAGGGUGUAGUGUGGACGAAAAGGGGCAUGAACAGCGAACUCACCGUAUACGGAAUCUAGCAAUCAGACGAAGCA